Messenger RNA from Suillus subaureus, 1791 nucleotides. RefSeq lists its product as uncharacterized. The record is from RefSeq and is a predicted model, not a curated record. Lineage: Eukaryota; Fungi; Basidiomycota; Agaricomycetes; Boletales; Suillaceae. The transcript is spliced from 2 exons. Bases 189 to 1712 code for a protein of 507 amino acids.
AAUUUUCCAUUCCGUUCGACUCCCGUUCUCAACUUGAAUCCCAACAUCACCAGCCUUUGGGGCAUCGUCGUCGUAGGUAAGCCUAUUUAAUAUUCAGAAUACAAGCUGGUUGUAGCUGGUUGUCUUAGCUGAUCCACUUCUGUUGAAACUCUGCAGAGUUUUGAACUUUCCAAAUAUUGUGGUUCACCAUGCAUCAGUCUCUGCUCAUUGACGAGAUUCUUUCUCUCAUCAUUCAGUUCGUCGCUACCGAUGGUCAGCGAGACCCGAAGCGCUUGGAAAAUACAAGCAGCCUUGCUAGGCUAGCUCGUACAUGCCGUUGCUUUAUGGAAUGUGCUCUUGACACCCUCUGGCGAACUCAGCAUUCGUUGAGUCCUCUCAUCAUGUGCUUGCCAAGAGGCACUUGGGACAUUCAUUCCGGCAAUAUACUUUAUCUCACGAGACCGCCUGCUGGAUCUGAGUGGGCACGAUUUGACGUGUAUUCACGUCGUGUGAAGAGUUUUUCAUACCCAAAGCAAACGAAAAUGAUCAGACUACACGAGGACGCGCUCCCACUCCUUUUUGCUGAACGCCCUCCACAGUCCCUAUUCCCGUCACUUUCCUCGCUCGACUUCUCCAUCUUGCCAUGCAAUUCCUCCAACUUCACAUUAAUCCGAGACUUUCUCUCCCCAAAACUGACAAACCUCGCAUUCACUCUCCCUCGAAAGAUGUGUCCUCAGGGCAUUUGCGGGGUAUUAGAAGAUCUUCCUCAGAAGGCUACCCACCUCGAAAACCUCACGAUUUUAUCGUUCUUUCCAGUGGCGCCAUUUGAAUUGAACAUUCUGACCCAUGGACUACCAGACUUACGUCGGUUGGUCGUCUCUAGCUCUAUUCGUAUAUCUACACAGAGCGUGCUGAAUAUCGCAUCACUUCGUCAUGUUCAAGAACUCGCCUUGAAUCUUCACCCUGAUUUCAAAAUCGACGUACUACGCGAUAAGGCAAAUAAUAGUACCUUCCCCUCUCUCCAGCGUCUCAGUCUCACGGCAUACGACCUUCCCCAGUGUACAUCUAUCGUAUCGCUUAUAUCCUUACCACAGCUAGAGGAUGUUUCCGUCUCCUACGACGUCCAAGCACAAUCUUCCGCCAUCACUUCAUUCUUGAGUGCCAUCGGCACGUCUAUUCGUUCAAUUUCUCUCCGACACAAUAUGCGAGCUAACACAAUUGCCGACACUCCUUUUGUUUUCUAUCCAUCCACAUUUGCACCGCUAUUCGCUUGCCGCAAUCUCCGCACUAUCCAAGUAUACAAUCUUGGUACACUCGAUUUAGAUGAUAAAUUCAUCAUUGCAGCAGCUAAAGCCUGGAGCAAACUCGAGGACAUUCGACUCUGCAGCUUACCUUGGUCCUCCAUAAUCCCCAGCAUCAGUUUGAACGCCUUGACAGCGUUGACCCAAUGCUGUCCACAGCUCACCCGUGUGCAACUGUCCUUGGAUGCAAGGGAAAUCCCCGAAAUACCGAUCGGCAGUCUCAGUACGGUUGGUGCUCAGUUCCUGGAGGUGCUCAACAUCCGGGAUUCGGUUAUUGGGCACACUGAACUUGUCGCGCAAUUUUUGCGGGCGACCAUACCGAAUAUGAAGACUUUGUAUGUUGAAGCACAUCCAGAACUGAGGGAUAAAUGGAUGGAAGUGAAGGCCUACUAUGACCGGUUGUCAGUGGUGCAUAUACAGAAUGGGUCAUAAACAGUCGCUCAUAGAACUAGUCGCGCAUUAUUUUGGUAGAGUUUGUUCUUGGUAACUUAGGUGGAGUAAAGUAUUACAU